UUGAUGAAUGCUGGUGAAUGAUUUUGUUUCAAUCAGGAUGCUGGUGGAACCAAAUCUCUGCCUGUGCCACAGUUUCUGUGUUUCAUCCAAACAACAAAAUCACUUUGUCAGCAUGACGCUACCACAGUAGCCAUGUCGGAAAUUAAAACGUGUGCAUUUUGGAGGGCGGUUGUGGCUGAGACUCUGGGAAUGACCAUCUUUGUUUUCAUUGGCCUCUCAGCUAUAAUUGGAGACCGCAAUAACUCUUAUCCCGACCAGGAGCUCAAAGUGGCGUUUGCUUUUGGUUUGGCCAUUGCCACGUUAGCUCAGAGUAUAGGUCACAUUAGCGGCGCCCACCUGAAUCCAGCCAUCACUCUGGGCCUCCUGGCCAGCUGCCAGAUGAGUUUGCUCAGAGCCUUUUUCUACACGGUUGCUCAGACUUUGGGAGCAGUGGCUGGCAGUGCCAUUGUGUAUGGUAUCAGGCCAAUAACCACAGAUUCACUUGGCAUUAACAAGCUAAAUGAAAUAACCCCGUCUCAAGGUUUUGCUGUAGAGUUCCUGCUCACCCUGCAGCUAGUCCUGUGCGUGCUCGCUGUCACAGACAAAAGACGUGACGUCGUUGGAUUUGCCCCUCUGGCCAUCGGCUUGUCUGUAGGGCUGGGACACCUCGCUGGGAUCAGCUUCACAGGAUGUGGUAUUAACCCGGCUCGAUCCUUUGGGCCUGCAGUUAUACUGGGGUCUUAUGAUGAUCACUGGGUGUACUGGGCAGGCCCAAUGAGUGGCGGAGUGGCAGCAGCUCUUCUGUAUAAUUAUCUGCUGGCACCAACAGAUGAGCCCUUCAGUGAAAAAACAAGAGUCCUGUUCUGCUGUGGCUCAGCACAGCAAAAUGAAAUUCAUCAGCCCCUUUUGAGGGAUGAUGGAGACUGUUCAAGGGAGCAAGUCUGAGUGGAAAUUCCUACUUUAUACUGUCAAUUUGUAUAAAAAAAGAUGCUUUUCAACAUAAAGCAUGAAAUUUUCUGCAGUGCA
Messenger RNA from Centropristis striata (black sea bass), 1005 nucleotides. Its product is annotated as aquaporin-1-like. The record is from RefSeq and is a predicted model, not a curated record. The transcript has 4 exons. Lineage: Eukaryota; Metazoa; Chordata; Actinopteri; Perciformes; Serranidae. Gene Ontology annotation, biological process: renal water transport; carbon dioxide transmembrane transport; hyperosmotic response. Gene Ontology annotation, molecular function: ammonium channel activity; carbon dioxide transmembrane transporter activity; glycerol transmembrane transporter activity. The coding region runs from base 133 to 924 and encodes 263 amino acids. Gene Ontology annotation, cellular component: membrane.